Babjeviella inositovora NRRL Y-12698 is the source of this 4668-nucleotide messenger RNA. It is a transcript of the gene STT4, whose product is annotated as 1-phosphatidylinositol 4-kinase. The annotation marks the transcript as partial. NCBI's taxonomy places the organism in Eukaryota, Fungi, Ascomycota, Pichiomycetes, Serinales. Gene Ontology annotation, biological process: phosphatidylinositol-mediated signaling; phosphatidylinositol phosphate biosynthetic process. The record is from RefSeq and is a predicted model, not a curated record. Gene Ontology annotation, cellular component: plasma membrane; cytoplasm. Gene Ontology annotation, molecular function: 1-phosphatidylinositol 4-kinase activity. The transcript has 2 exons.
CUCCCUGCGCUUUUGAGGCUCGCCUCUGCUACCGUCCGCGCCGUGGAAGAUGGUACUACCUACAUCGUAUGCUCCACGGCCGCGCGCCUCGCGGCUGCAUUCCGCGCAAAGGCCGCAGCGUUGCAAGUUCUCUCUGUCGGUGUGCACCUCGAUAUGGAUGUUGCUGCGCGCGACAUACUCGCGGUGUGUUUGCAAAACACCGCGACACUCGCCUCGCCCGAGCUCGGACCGGCUGUGUUUGCAUUUGGCGCAAUGCUCGCGCUUAAGGCGCCGGUUGUAGGCCCACUUCUUGCGUCGGCGCUAGCGUCGCUCGUCGUGUCGCCCGCCUCGCGCGCAACCGUCGCACACUGUGCGCGCACCAUGUCGCUCGCCUUCCGAACCUUGCCUGAGGACGUGGUGGUGUCGGUGGUGUAUGCGGUAAACAACCUUUGUACUCCCGACGCGCGUGAUGCGCGUGGAUUCUCGAGCGAAGGCUCUGUCCGAUCGCUCGCCACCUCUGCGUUUUCGUCCGCGCGUGGCGCCUCCAAAGACACCACGGAUACCGGUACUGUGCAGGAAAAGGCGGUGACCGCGCUCGCUACGAUCGCCCGCCACUUUGCGGACGAGCUGAUUAGCACUCUUGUUGUAACCAUCCUCUCGCAAAAGCUCAAAACGGCCACGGGCACGGACCCGGUCAUUGUCGCUGGGUUGGCGCAGUGCGCGCCGUACAUCCCCGAGCGCGAACUCCAGGUCAUUCUCAAGACGUACAACGGGCUCCUCCUCGCGUCGGCCAAACGCGGCGACGAGACGAUGGCGCGGACGGUGGUUGCCGCGCGUGUCGAUAUUGCACGCAACAUAGCGCCCACGAACCCGCUUUUCUGGCCGUACCUCCGCGAGAUACUCACCAGCAUUGUUGCGCGUGGUGAUGUGCAGGAGUUGGAACACCACCGCUCGCACGUGGAGAUCUCCGAGGUGGGACGCCAGAUCGCGUACUACCUCGCUCCGCUCGCGGCGCUUCUCCCAGACGUGGGUGCCCCACCGCUCGAGGUGACGGACCUCAAGACCAUCAACUUGUUCAAGAACGCGUGGUUCAACAUGGUUGUCCACGGUUACACCGAGACGUCCGUUGCGCCCGCGACGCGCACACAUCUCGAGCGCAUCGCGUACAACUCGCCACCUUUGGCGUCCGAGGCCUCGUGGGAAGGUAACGAGACCUCUCUCGAACUCAACACCGUGCUCCGCCGCGGCUCGUCCAACCACAAUGUUAAGGACCAGAAGCAGCGUCUGGGCUUGUUUGAAUCAAAGUUAAGCUUUCACACGAUUUCCUAUCCGAACCUAGUGUUCUUGUCCGCCUCUCUGCUCCUCGAGUCGCUUAGGGUCCGGUCCGGUAGUUGUUCGCAGACACUCGUGUACUUUUCCGACCCGUCGGUCGAAAACAGCGAUCUUGGAAAGUACAUCAAGGAUCUCGCGUUAAGCGUGGUGCGUAAGUAUGUGAAUUUGGUGAAUGGCUCUAGCUCGCGCUUCACCGGCGAACGCGUGGCAGAACAGCUCACCGCAAUGCUCGUCUUGUGUCUCCACCGCCUCCCCGCGGUGCAAGAUGCGGCGCUCCAAUGCUGCUCGUACCUCAUUAAGUGCAUCCCCUCGGCAUUGUGCCACUCCCAGAGUUUAUCCACGCUCCUCGACAUCCUUACCGUCGGGUUUGAGGCCGUUGUAGACUCUGAUACCAGCCAGUACGACCCGCGCACCGAGUUCACCUCUAAGACUGCGGGCCUCCGGUUCCAGGUGCCAAACUCCGUCGCGUGGCGCCGCGACACACUCGCGGUGCUCCAGAAACACGCACGUGAAUGGGUUCUCCUUGCGAUGGGCUGCGCAAACCAUGACAUGAAGAAUCUCCUUCAGAACUACGUCGCGACCGGGCGCGCCCGCGCCCUGGAGCUCGGCACCUCUUUCGCAAUGCAGAUGGCCGCAACCGUGUUGCCGUGCGAUCGCGAGCUUUACCACAUCCGUCAUAUGCAGUUUGACACGGCCAGUGGGUUCCUCGCGCAAGUGCGGUGGAAGAGUGGGUUUAACAACGCAUUGAUGGAGAACGUGGCAGGUACGGAUGCGAACGGGGUUGUUGCGCUCGAUACCUCGCGCGGUGAACCAUUUAAUGCCCGUGCGUUCAAAGACAAGGCGCGCGCGUGUGUUUCUGCUCUCCACGCGCUCGUCGCGCGUGGCGAGCCGAUCGCCGAAACUCAAGUUCUUGCAGCCUUGGAGAGCUGUGCCGCGGUGCUCUCGCUUCUCCGCCAUGACAAUGCGGAGUUCAUCCGCUACGUUGUUGACCUUCCCUUUGCGAUUUUUACUGCCAAUGUUUUCAAGGUCGCAACCAACGUCUGGCUCAGUAUCAUGACGGACCUUCCCGCCGUUGCGGUGUUGCUCCUCGGCGACGUGAUCACUCGCUGGGAACAGACCGUGUACGAGCGCAAGGGCCUUUACUCGACCGCGCAUGACAUGCCCGACCCCGCGUACACGUCCAUGGAGUACGCGCCCUCCAGCAAGGAGGUUAUCCAGCACCACCUCCGCGUGACGGCCGAGCUGCUCGAACCCCACACGUACGUGAUCCGCAUGUUGGCGUCGCACUUCCAGGCGACCAAGUACCUCAGUGGGCAUUUGCUUGCGCUCUUUGAGCAGUUCUGCAUGACGGCGAUGCGUGCGGCGGACUCCGCGAGUUACCAUCCGCUUGCGCGCCUUCCGCGCUUCGAGCUCGCUGCGCUCUGUAUCGAUGUUUUGAAGUACCAUGUGCGCCUCGGACUCCCACAUCCGAGCGAGUUCAUGGCCGCGAUCCUCGCGGGCGGGCUCUCGUGGUUCAAGACCCCGCCCGUUUGGCCGGCCGGGGGCAACACGCUCCAGAUGCGUGCGGAUCAUGGAGUGCUCCGCAACGUUGCCACUGCGCUCAGUAACUUUACGCUCCAUGCGCGCAGUGCUGAGACGCAGCGCCAAUUGCUUUUGCUCUUCCUUGACGACGAAAUUUCGAACCUUGCGACGUGGAUGGACCCAUUAAGCCUCACGGAGACGCGUGGCACGUACGCCGCGCCCGUGAGCGAGGCGGCCGUCACUGACGCGUUCCGCGUGGACCCUGUAUUAGCGCUCCGUCUUGUUGCGCGAGCAAAGAAACACCAGAGCGUGCUUCGCGGCUUGGUCACGCGAGACCCUGCGCACUGUAUGGUGUACGCGGACGCGCUCGCGUACGCGCUCAAUGGCGUGAUGCCGUAUCAGGUGCUCUUCUGGCGCCGUAUCGCACCGAUCGACGCGAUCAACCUCUUCCUCCCGCCGCGCGGCGAUGAUCCGUUCGUGCUCCAAUACACCACGCGCGUGCUUGAAAGCUACGACGUCAACCUCACCUUCUUUUACGUGCCGCAGAUCGUACAGACGUUGCGCCACGACGCACGCGGCUACGUAGAGCGCUUUAUUCUCGAGACUGCCAGUGUCUCAGGUCUUUUCGCGCACCAGAUCAUCUGGAACAUGUUGGCCAACAGCUACAAAGACGAGGAGUCGACAGUUCCGGAUGCAAUCAAGCCCACGCUUGACCGCGUGCAGCAGAAGAUGACGGCUGCGUUCACUCCCGAAGCGUUGGACUUUUACCGCCGCGAGUUUGGCUUUUUCAACGAGGUGACCGAGAUUUCCGGGAAACUCAAGCCGUACAUCAAGAAACUGAAGGCUGAGAAAAAAGUAAAGAUUGACGAGGAGAUGGCCAAGAUUGCGGUCGCACGCGAUGCAUACCUUCCGAGUAAUCCUGACGGUGUGGUGGUUGACAUCAACCGCACGUCAGGGAAGCCGUUGCAGUCGCACGCGAAGGCGCCGUUCAUGGCGACAUUCAAGAUCAGGAAGGAGGCUGUGGAUGUAGAGACCGGCGCGACGCUCCAGAUUGAAAAGUGGCAGAGUGCCAUUUUCAAGGUGGGUGACGAUUGUCGUCAGGAUGUGCUUGCGUUGCAGUUAAUCUCGGUGUUCCGCACGAUCUGGGCGACCGCGGGCUUGGACCUCUACGUGUUUCCGUACCGCGUGACAGCUACCGCCCCGGGCUGCGGUGUUAUUGACGUCUUACCAAACUCCGUGUCGCGCGACAUGUUGGGGCGUGAGGCGGUGAACGGGUUGUACGAGUACUUUGUGACAAAGUUUGGCCCUGAAUGCACUGACACAUUCCAGCGUGCGCGCACAAACCUCGUGCGCUCCUUGGCCGCGUACUCCAUCAUCUCGUAUCUCCUCCAGUUCAAGGACAGACACAACGGGAAUAUCAUGUACGAUGACCAGGGCUAUAUCAUGCACAUUGACUUUGGUUUCUGCUUCGAUAUCGUGCCAGGCGGGGUCAAGUUCGAGGCUGUUCCGUUUAAACUCACGCGCGAGAUGGUGCUGGUGAUGGGCGGAAACGGAACCCAGGCAUACCGCUGGUUUGAGGAGAUGUGUGUCAAAGGAUAUCUUGCUUGUCGGCCGCACAUGGAGCUGAUUAUCAAGUGCGUGGAGCCGAUGUUGGAAAGCGGCUUGCCCUGCUUCAAGCCUGCGACGAUGGAGAAGUUGAGGGGGCGGUUUGUGCCGGAAAAGUCUGAGAAGGAUGCCGCAAGUCAUAUGCGUGCGUUGGUGCGGAAGAGUUAUGAGAGUAAUUUCACCAAGGGGUAUGAUGAGUUCCAGAGGAUCACUAACGGUAUUCCCUACUAG